Messenger RNA from Leishmania mexicana MHOM/GT/2001/U1103, 523 nucleotides. RefSeq lists its product as hypothetical. The annotation marks the transcript as partial. Gene Ontology annotation, molecular function: RNA binding. The record is from RefSeq and is a predicted model, not a curated record. Lineage: Eukaryota; Euglenozoa; Kinetoplastea; Trypanosomatida; Trypanosomatidae. The transcript has a single exon.
AUGGCGCAACUGUUUGUCGGCCAGCUCCCUUUCAGCAAGUUCUUCCCGGACGACCUGCUGGACCUCUUCCGGCCAUAUGGGAGCGUCAUUGCGCACCAACUGCACAUCCACCAAGGCAACGCCUUUGUCACCUAUGCCACAACGGAUGAGGCAGACCGCGCCAUCCAGGCGCUGCACAGCAAGUGCUCCCUCGGCACACGCAGCCAACCGAUCCAAGUGAUGUACUCGAAGGGGACGCGCCUCAUUUCGGCAUUUGGUCUGCACCACCGCUCCGUCUGCCUCUCCCGCAACAAGGAUCGCCAGCGGAGCAAGGAGGCGAGUGCGACAGCCGGUGGCGCCACAGAAAAUGACGCGCUGCUGAACGAGGUAUCCAACCUCAACUCCUCAUCCUCUAAGAACGUCAUUCUCACGCCACUGAUGUGCACAGCUGGUGGUGCUGGCAGCAAUGAAGAGCCGAACACGAGCUUUACCACGCUUUUCAGCAGCUACGGCGACCUUAGCGGAAAGAGCGAAAUCUCUGGUG